Messenger RNA from Achroia grisella, 859 nucleotides. RefSeq lists its product as uncharacterized. Bases 50 to 823 code for a protein of 257 amino acids. NCBI's taxonomy places the organism in Eukaryota, Metazoa, Arthropoda, Insecta, Lepidoptera, Pyralidae. The record is from RefSeq and is a predicted model, not a curated record. The transcript has a single exon.
GAGUUCGGGAGUCGGCGCGCAGUGCGGCGCGUGCACGCAUGACAGCAUCAUGCUCGCGCUCGCCCUUCUCGCUAUCACCGUCACUGGAGCCCGCGCCCGCUCCUUUGACAUUACUGAACUAAUCGUACCGGAACUGGUACCACCCGGUCAAUCUGAAGUGGAAAUAGAAUGCCGCUACGACGCAAACUUCACUCUUCUAAACUGGUUCAAAGGCGUCAACGAGUUCUUUCGAUACAAACCCGGUGCAGCGCCGAGCACACGCUCAUUCCCCGUACUGGGAGUAGGAAGAGUGGAACUGAUGACCUGCGGCCCGACAGCCUGCAGGCUCAGGCUUGGCGCAUUGACAGAAGAUGCCACAGGGUUCUACAGAUGUGACAUCGAAAGAGACGUGCCACCGUACAAGUUCAAUACUCGUUCUGCAUAUAUGCAAGUGCACGGGCACGAACACAGAAGACCUCUGCUUGAAGGAUUGGGCGAAGAGUUCGAAGAGGGACAGGAGAUGCAGGCUUACUGCCGGGGAGCACCGAAUGCGGAAAUUCGCUGGUACAUCAACGGCAGAGAAGAGGAGGGAAUGCGUGGAUCACCUACGCUGAACAGGAAUGCUUCUAGAUUAAUCUUUCUAGGUAUACCUCCAAUGGUGACUGUGCAAUGUGCAGAGUUUAAAUUUGGAAAAUUAUCCGGCUCUAAAGAAAUGAAAGGGAAAUGGAAAGAUCACAGGAAAUCGAUGAGGGAUGAAAGACCCCAGGAACAAAAAAAUUCAUCCACUAGCAUGGGGAGAUGUGUUACAUUCGUGUUAUGUACAAUAUAUAUUUUAUUCUUUUGAGUGACAGUACGAUAUAUUCUUUGACUUAUUUAUGUU